UCAUUUCUCAAUGUCUCUCUCUGUCCAAAGCUCAGCUUCUCCCGCUCUUUCUCUGUAAUUCUGCUGAGAGCUCUGUUGACCGCCAUUGGAGGACGUGGAGCUCUUGUCAGCCUCUUCAGUGAAAAUGAUUUUUGAUCUACUGUAAUGAACCGCUGGUCUUCAAGGCAGUAGAAAUGAGUAUUGUAAACGUUAGUUUUCAAGUUGAAGAUCGCUCUGGUAGAAUCACGAGAGCACGGGCAAAAGAAUUAAGCGAAUCAGGAGACGUUCCAUGCUCCUCAAAAUCUUCUGGAGUUCAGAAGCAUAUUGUACGAGCCAACUCAAAAAGAAUGGCAUCUGAUGAUAUUAAUAUUUGUUCAAUUUCUUCCAGUGGCCUUCCUAAUAAAAGAAGAGCAGUGCUCAAGGAUGUGACUAACAUUUCCACCAAAGGUUCUGAUAAGAAUUGCAGAAAUGCUUCUAAUAUUCAGGGUGACAAACCAACUAGAAGAAUUUCUACUAAAGCUAAGGCAAAUGCGCCUUUAAAUGCUCCUGUAGAAAUUCUAGGAGCAGAAGAAGAUGAAAACACAAGACUAGCUGAGGACUUAUCUAAAAUAAGGGUGGUAGAAUCGCGAGAGGUCUCUUUAAGAGAAACUCUUUGUCACAGCAGCGGAGAAUGUGGAGUUUUAGAUAUGGUUCUCUCUGUAUCUUCAGAAGAAUCUAUCCCUCAGCGAAAUGAAAAAUAUAUGGCAUCUGAACAAUCGGCAGCAUCAAGUGAUACUGGUGUUAUAGACAUUGAUUCAAACUCCAAAUGUCUUCAAUCAUGCAGCAUAUAUGCUCCAGACAUAUAUGACAGAAUACGUGUGACGGAGCUUGAUCAAAGGGCCUCAACUACCUAUAUGGAACAGUUGCAGCAAGAUAUCACUGCAGACAUGCGAGGAAUACUGGUUGAUUGGCUUAUAGAGGUUUCUGACGAAUACAAGCUGGUUCCAGAUACACUCUACCUCACUGUGAAUGUUAUUGAUCGGUUUCUCUCUCGAAAUUGUAUUGAAAGAAAGCGUCUCCAGCUUCUCGGUGUUGCAAGCAUGCUAAUUGCAUCAAAAUAUGAGGAGAUCUGUGCGCCAGGAGUGGAAGAUUUCUGCUUCAUUACAGAUAAUACUUACACAAAAAGAGAGGUGGUAGAAAUGGAGAGUAAAGUUUUGAACUUACUGCACUUUCGGCUAUCUGUUCCCACUACAAAGACAUUUCUAAGGAGAUUCAUACAAUCGGCUCAUGCUUCUUACAAGGUUCCUUGCAUUGAACUUGAGUUUUUGGCCAAUUAUUUAGCUGAGUUGACUCUUGUUGAAUACAGCUUCCUAAAGUUCCUUCCUUCUCUGAUCGCCGCAUCCGCCGUUUUUCUUGCAAGAUGGACACUCGACCAAUCGGAUCAUCCCUGGAAUCCAACUCUAGAGCACUAUACAUGUUACAACGCUUCUGAGCUGAAGACUGUUGUGCUUGCCCUCCAAGACUUGCAACUUAACGCCAGUGCUUCCCCCUUAAAUGCCAUACGUCAGAAGUAUAGACAACCAAAGUUCAAAUGCGUAGCGACAUUAACGUCGUCUCGAUCGGUUCUAUCGCUAUUUGAAGAACAAGAUUGAUCACAUUCUUGCCAAAAUGAUAAUCUACAGCAAAGAACAUCAUCCUAUUUUUAUCUCAAUGACUUGGAGGAACCCCACUUCCUCUGCGCUCUGUGGUACUGGUACUUCCCGAUAUCUGUGUCUGUGAUAUUUUGUGUACAUUAAUAUUCCCAUAGCUUAAAAUACAUUGUUUUUGUGAAUCCAAAAAGCUCAUUUGGAGGCAAUGUUAAUUGUUUGGUGACUUUAGUUUUGGUUACUCUUCUGUAGCAAUAUGGGGCUGCUUCCUUCUAGCCUUACAUUUUUGUAUCAAAAACCUUAAUGAAUAAACAUGUCUGAGAGUUCUUUAGACUA
Molecule: messenger RNA, 1940 nt
Organism: Cucurbita pepo subsp. pepo (vegetable marrow)
Lineage: Eukaryota; Viridiplantae; Streptophyta; Magnoliopsida; Cucurbitales; Cucurbitaceae
Product: cyclin-A2-2
Biological process (GO): mitotic cell cycle phase transition
Molecular function (GO): cyclin-dependent protein serine/threonine kinase regulator activity
Source: RefSeq, a predicted model, not a curated record